AUGUGCAACGUCAACGCGCUCGGAGUCUACGUGUGGGAGACGAUCGUUUUCUUCAGCCUGGCAGCCUCCAAAGAAGCUGAAGCAGCAGCACGAUCUGCCCCCAAACCCAUGUCUCCUUCUGAUUUCUUGGAUAAGCUGAUGGGGAGGACUUCAGGAUACGACGCCAGGAUCAGGCCAAAUUUCAAAGGCCCACCAGUGAAUGUCAGCUGCAACAUUUUCAUCAACAGCUUCGGUUCGAUUGCAGAAACAACUAUGGAUUACCGGGUGAACAUCUUCUUGCGACAGCAAUGGAAUGACCCACGGCUGGCAUACAAUGAAUACCCUGAUGAUUCUCUGGACCUGGACCCCUCCAUGCUGGACUCCAUCUGGAAGCCUGACUUGUUCUUUGCUAAUGAGAAAGGAGCCCACUUCCAUGAGAUUACCACAGACAACAAGCUGCUGAGGAUCUCCAGAAAUGGAAACGUCCUCUACAGCAUCAGGAUCACGCUGACUCUGGCCUGCCCCAUGGACCUGAAGAACUUCCCCAUGGAUGUACAGACGUGCAUCAUGCAGUUAGAAAGCUUUGGCUACACAAUGAAUGAUCUAAUAUUUGAGUGGCAAGAAAAAGGAGCCGUGCAAGUUGCUGAUGGGCUGACAUUGCCUCAGUUUAUCCUCAAAGAAGAAAAAGACUUGAGAUACUGCACAAAGCACUACAACACAGGCAAAUUCACCUGUAUAGAAGCUCGUUUCCACCUGGAGCGGCAGAUGGGCUAUUAUUUGAUCCAGAUGUACAUCCCCAGCCUCCUUAUUGUCAUCCUGUCCUGGAUCUCCUUCUGGAUCAAUAUGGACGCUGCACCAGCUCGAGUUGGCCUGGGGAUCACCACGGUGCUCACUAUGACCACUCAGAGCUCAGGCUCCCGAGCGUCACUGCCCAAGGUGUCCUACGUGAAGGCCAUAGAUAUCUGGAUGGCCGUGUGCUUGCUGUUUGUGUUCUCUGCACUUCUAGAGUAUGCUGCCGUCAACUUUGUGUCCCGGCAGCACAAAGAGCUGCUCAGGUUCAGAAGGAAGAGGAGGCAUCACAAGAGUCCCAUGCUCAAUCUGUUUCAGGAGGACGAAGCCAGCGAAGGCAGGUUCAACUUCACCGCCUACGGGAUGGGGCCAGCGUGCCUGCAAGCCAAGGACGGCAUCUCCGUCAAGGGCGCCAACAACAACAACACGGCCAACCCCGUCCCCCCGCCAUCCCGCUCCCCCGAGGAGAUGCGGAAGCUCUUCAUUCAGCGAGCCAAGAAGAUCGACAAGAUCUCGCGCAUCGGUUUCCCCAUGGCGUUCCUCAUCUUCAACAUUUUCUACUGGAUCAUCUACAAGAUCGUCCGCAGGGAGGAUGUGCACAACCAGUGA
Cygnus atratus (black swan) is the source of this 1377-nucleotide messenger RNA. It is a transcript of the gene GLRA1, whose product is annotated as glycine receptor alpha 1. The transcript is spliced from 9 exons. Gene Ontology annotation, biological process: chloride transmembrane transport; signal transduction; regulation of membrane potential. Gene Ontology annotation, molecular function: transmembrane signaling receptor activity; extracellularly glycine-gated chloride channel activity; glycine binding. Gene Ontology annotation, cellular component: neuron projection; synapse; plasma membrane. The coding region runs from base 1 to 1377 and encodes 458 amino acids. Lineage: Eukaryota; Metazoa; Chordata; Aves; Anseriformes; Anatidae. The record is from RefSeq and is a predicted model, not a curated record.